Messenger RNA from Danio aesculapii, 2752 nucleotides. RefSeq names its product sperm associated antigen 5 (gene spag5). NCBI's taxonomy places the organism in Eukaryota, Metazoa, Chordata, Actinopteri, Cypriniformes, Danionidae. The transcript is spliced from 8 exons. Gene Ontology annotation, biological process: cell division; regulation of attachment of spindle microtubules to kinetochore. The record is from RefSeq and is a predicted model, not a curated record. Bases 121 to 2694 code for a protein of 857 amino acids.
UAUUUUGAACGUGAAGGUGGCGGUUUAGACGAUAACGCUUGUUUUUACAGUAUAAGUCAAGUCAGGAUUAAAAUAAAUAGCAACGUUCAUAAUACGCUUAUAAGAUAAUAAUCUCAAAACAUGUCAUCUGUCAAUGGCUUGUCAAAUACCAAACCAGAUAGAGUCCCGCUCAGAGAUGUACAGAAUGAACAGUUAAAUAUGCAGGGCACUCCAACUCUUAUGUUUAAACAUGCAUCGACACAUGUGAAGGACUCAAACAUGAAGCAUGAAGUUGUUCUUGGUGAAAAUCCAUCAAGCUUAGCUAUCACAACAGAGGUCUAUAAUAUUGGUCAAACUAUGGAUACCACUGAUGAACAUCAAGACAUCAUAUUAAAAUCUUUUGCUUGCCUUGAAGGAGAAGUAGUAGUUGAGGGUGAAUCUGUACUGUCAGAUAUUUCUGUUUUAAUCGGCCGUCUUGGAUUGGUGGAUAAUGUUCCACUUCAAAGUGACUCUGAUGAGACUAAUGGAAUUGAGGACACAGAGGAUAAUGAGACCAGUAAAGAGCAUGUUGAUCAUCCAUACUCUUGUAGGAGCAGAUCUACAGGUUACAGUGCCUCAUCCGUACUGCAUCAGGAGGAAGAAGUUUCCACCAUUGAGCUGGAAAAUGUUACAUUCAAGUCCCUUAUGUGCUUUGGUGGAGAAGUUCUUGUUUCAGAUAGCUCAGCCAUCUCUAAUGAAUCCAUAAUCAUUAAGGAUCUUGCAUCUGGAAAUAACUCUCAAUACGAAACUACUCCUGUUUCUAAAGUGGACACCGAGGUUGUAUCUAUAAACACUCAACCUUUAGGCCAUUCCUACUGUAACUGGAAGAGUCAUGAGUCUUUUAUUGAAGAUAGCUGCACCAUCAGUACAGUCAAUGAUGUAUCUCAAUCAACAGUUGAGCAUAAUGUUGGUACUCAAUGUGAGCACCCUGAUCUCUCAGAAGGAUGUUAUGGUGUAUCAAAUGAACAAGAAGAGGUCACAUUAAAAAGCUUGAGCUGUUCUGGGCUUGAAAUAGAAAUCGCUGAUCUAUCCAAGGUGUCAGAAAUGUCUUUACUCCUAUAUAAUCUUGCUGAGGAACAAAGUCUAAAUUGUUUAAAUGAUGUCACUGAAAAUGCUGGUCAAAGCUUUGCUAGUUUGACACCUGGAAGCAAGCAUAUUGAUCAUAUGUACUGCCAUGCUAAGGAAAUGUCUCUAGUCCUAAAUGUGUCAAGCACUGAAAACGAGCUCUUUACCAAGUCAGAGUGUCUUUCAGAAAGGUCUGGAAAUACGGUUGAUGCAACAUCACCUCUUGGACACAUUACAGAGGAAAAGUUUGUGUCUGUGACAUGCCAUGAAAUAGAGAAAUCAAAAACACAUGAGGAGUCAAGCCAACACUUGUCAGCAUUGAAUAGAGAAAAUAAAGCUGAAAGUUCAGAUGUUGCAAAGUUAAACAACAGUGAUGGCAAACCCAAGGAUGAAUCUUCUGUCGUGACUGCAAAGCAUGUGGAAGAGCUUAAUCAGCAGUUAAUGCCAGAAAUGAAGGAGCCAAUUUCACACUCUGAGGAAACCCUUUGUCCUCAAGAUGCUGUUUUGGAAAAUGUUGGCCGAGAAACCAACAUUCCCAAAGUUAGGACACUGACUUUAAAGGAUGAAGAGAUCCACCCAGAGAUUGAAGUUAUGCGGUUAUGUGAUGCAUCAAGUCAAGCCAUCUCAGAUCAUCAAGAUAUUUCUAGUGCUAUUGUUCUAACAAGAUCUUGUACUCCAAAGACACCCACCCUAAGUAGGAGUGUUUUGCAUGACCCCACAGCCGAGAACCCAAUGAGCCACCUGUGGCCUGAGCUUCCAGAGAGUCCCAUGCCACCGCCUCUGUUGAACUCUACAUCCCUGGUCAAUGCUUUUAGCUACACGCCCGUUCCUUCAGACCCACCCAAGAAAAAGGACGUGAAACCUUCUGCAGACCAUCAGAAUGAGUUGAAUGCCCCUCCAGUUUUCGGAAAUGGGCCUUUACAGGAACAACUAAGACAAAUGGCUGAACUGUUGAUGGUUGCUUCAGGAAAGAUGGUUGUUCCUGCUGCAGCACCAGAGAAUCACCAAAAUGUUUCAGUGGGCACUUCUCCAGUAUCAACGCGCAGUGUUUGUGUGUGGAGCACACCAGUUCAGCGAAUGGAGCGCAGUGUUAAUACUUCAGGAACAAUGGAGAUUUGCAAACAGGCUGAUGUUUCUGAUGCUAGCACUUCAACAGACUCCCUUUUAUGGAAUUUGUCUCCUGGAAAUCUGGAGCAUCUGUCUAGAACUGAAUUGGAGCAGAGGUUGACCUCUACGCUCAUCAUGGUGGAGGUUCUUACCCAACAGCUCACUUCUUCUCGGGCUCAUAAUCCAAGCAAAGAUGCUUCUCCAUCUGAUCUCAGAGAAAAGCUCAUCCAGACAGACCACACUGAGCUCAGACAGAAUGGGACAUACAGAGAUUUAUAUGGGACUGCCCUGGAGAGAAUUCAGUGUCUUGAGUACGAUCAGGAGAUUCUUCACAGUCUGUAUAACAGCAUUCAAGCAAUGAGGGUUGGACUGAUCUCAUUUAAGUCAAGCACAGAGGAUGCCAUCCUCAAGAUGAAACAGAUUGGAGAUACUGUUAAUGUCGAUCAGGAAACUUUAUCUAGACAGGCCAGUCAGAUGAAGUCUCUUUAUGGGAGGUAUAAGUAACACUUCAAAGAAUGGAGGAGAAGAUGAAAGACAUGAGGAAGCGUAUGGAUGCGGCACU